GAAACCACGAUCUGGCACGACAGUAUUUCCUCUGAUAUUUCACCAUGAAGUUCAUCGUAUUCUUGGCAAUUGCUUUGGCUUUGGUGGCCGUCGUGGUCCAGGCUCAACCCGUUCCCGAGGAUGAGUCGGCUCCAGUGGAUCAUCCUCUGGUGAGCCAGGAUGCCCAGGAGGAAGCGUUGGUGGAACACAGUCGCCAGAAGCGAGCCACCUGCGACCUUCUGUCCAAAUGGAACUGGAACCACACCGCCUGUGCCGCCCACUGCGUUACCAAGGGGUUCAAGGGAGGAUACUGCAGCGACAAGGCCGUCUGUGUUUGCCGUCGCUGAUUUGGCUUAGAUCCCGACAUAUCAUCCGAAUCAGGAUGAGAACUAAAAAUUGUAAAUAUUUUCAAAAUAAAUGGUCCAUUUAAAAUAUCUUA
This is a messenger RNA of Drosophila gunungcola (fruit fly), 418 nucleotides long. RefSeq names its product defensin. Gene Ontology annotation, biological process: defense response to bacterium; humoral immune response. The coding region runs from base 45 to 326 and encodes 93 amino acids. NCBI's taxonomy places the organism in Eukaryota, Metazoa, Arthropoda, Insecta, Diptera, Drosophilidae. The record is from RefSeq and is a predicted model, not a curated record. The transcript has a single exon.